This is a messenger RNA of Cercopithifilaria johnstoni, 1683 nucleotides long. NCBI's taxonomy places the organism in Eukaryota, Metazoa, Nematoda, Chromadorea, Rhabditida, Onchocercidae. The record is from the annotation of a GenBank genome assembly.
AUGGAAAAUGAAUCCAUCGAGAAAGACGAGAAAGAUGUGAAGGAAAUACCAAUAAAUGUGAUCGAAGUGACACGUAAGAGACGUUUCUAUAAAGCAAAUGAGAAUCCUCCAAUUUCACUUGCAUUACUUUUUGCGUUGCAACAGGUAAUGGUGUGUGUAAGCGCAUUGUUAACAAUUCCGUUUAUUCUGUCAAAUGAGCUUUGUGCCGGCCGCGAUGUGUAUACAUUACGAGUAUUGCUUAUUUCGUCAACAUUUGUCGUUAGUGGCUUAUCAACUAUCAUUCAGACAAUGUUCGGAACAAGGUUAGCGCUUUUACAAGGAACAGCAUUUGCAUAUAUUCCAUCGAUUCAAGUAUUCAUGCAAUUACCUGAAUACAAAUGCAUUUUUACGGAUGAUGAUGUUGUGGCUGCUUCCGUUUAUCAGAAUAAACUUGCUAUUAUUCAAGGAUGCUUGAUGGCAUCAUCAUUAAUACCAAUGAUAAUUGGUAUGACCGGUAUAGUUGGGAUAUUGACGAAAUUUAUUGGACCAAUUACCGUAUCACCGCUUAUGUUACUCCUAGUACUUAGUGCAGUUGAUCUAUGUGUUGAACGAAUUUCGAAACAUUGGGUUGCUGUGAUACAAGCAGCUGCUUUGUUUGCUACAAUUUUAUAUUUGGCGGAUUGGAAAGUGCCUACGCUUGGCUAUAAAAAUAAUCGUUUUGCAAUUGUUCGAACCAAUAUUUUCGGCCAGUAUCCGUAUUUGAUUGCUAUAUUGACAUCGUGGGGCUUUUGCUUGUUUCUUACGUUAACAGAUUUGACAACACCCGAUAGUGCUGCACGAUUGGACAAAAACGAAACAAUUGCAGUAAUCAAGCGUGCCGAAUGGUUGCGGUUUCCAUAUCCCGAUGUCCCGCAAUUUCAUACUGGACUUUUUUGCGCAUUCGUUAUUUCGGCGCUAACAUCAGUCUUCGAAUCGGUCGGUGAUUAUCAUGCAGCGGCUCGAGUAUCCGAAGAACGCUCACCACCUUCACAUGCAAUUAAUCGUGGUAUUUUGGCUGAAGGUUUUGGUUCCUUGCUAGCCGGAUUACUUGGUCCAGGAGUUGGUAUGACGACGCACACAGAAAAUAUUGGUGUCAUUGGUGUCACUCGAGUAGCAAGUCGAUUUACGAUGGUAUUAGCUGGUGUGAUACUCAUCCUGUUGGGUGUGUUUACAAAAGUUGGUGCGCUUUUGUCAACCAUCCCAGAUCCACUGGUUGGUGGUAUUUUGGCUAGUAGUAUGGCAAUGGUUGGCGGUGUAGCAAUAGCCAAUAUCCAGCAGGUCGAUUUGCAAUGUACACGGAAUAUAGCGGUAUUAGGAUUCUCGAUAAUGGUUGGAAUGAUUGUGCCGAGCUAUUUUCGACAGAAUCCUAUCAGAACAGGAAUCGCUGUGAUCGAUCAGGUGCUUACAGUUCUUUUUACUUUACCGAUGUUUGUUGGAGCAUUUGUCGCAUGCGUUCUUGAUAAUACCGUUUCAGGUGCUACUCGUGAGCAGCGUGGUUUACGUUCACGCGGUUUAGCGCAUGAAUUGGGUGAAAAUAAUUACGACAUAUACGCAUUACCAGCUUUUAUGAUGAAAUUGAUUGAAAAAGCUUCUUGUCUGAAAGUGUUGCCGUUUAUACCGAAGGAAAAGAAAAUCACCAAUCGUGUAAAUGACUCAUUACCAUGA